AUGACUGAAAACUACAAGUCAUUCAAACCAAAAGUCAAAGACUACAAAGACAAGAAAUACUUCAAUGGCGAAUGCUUUAUUUGUGAAAAGGUUGGUCAUAGAGCAAGAGACUGCCGAAACAAAGACAAGAAAACGCAGCGGAACUCCAAAGUGGCUACGGUUCAAGACACUGGACAAGUGCAUGAAGAGGCGUUUGUACUCAGGGCGAGUGAAUGGAAACCUCACUGUGUCCAACCGGAGGGUCUUCUCGUGGACAGCGGUGCUUCUGCCCACAUCAUGACCCAUGAAGAAGCCUUCAUUAGGUUUGAUGAAACGUUCCGGCCUCAGAACCACGUCAUGCAGCUGGCAGAUGGGACGCGGAUCGCUGGCAGCGUUCUGAAGAAAGGCGACGCCCAGAUCGAGCUGACCGAGAGCAAUGGCAGAGUGCUGCCCCUGGUUGUGUGUUUGGGGUCGCUGCCCCUGGUUGUGUGUUUGGGGUCGCUGCCCCGGGCUGUGUGUUUGGGGUCGCUGCCCCUGGCUGUGUGUUUGGGGUCGCUGCCCCUGGUUGUGUGUUUGGGGUCGCUGCCCCUGGCUGUGUGUUUGGGGUCGCUGCCCCUGGUUGUGUGUUUGGGGUCGCUGCCCCUGGUUGUGUGUUUGGGGUUGUGGUCAAAUGUGUAUACAGCCUGGCAUCUGCCUGACAUCUGA
This is a messenger RNA of Knipowitschia caucasica, 684 nucleotides long. The record is from the annotation of a GenBank genome assembly. Lineage: Eukaryota; Metazoa; Chordata; Actinopteri; Gobiiformes; Gobiidae.